This is a messenger RNA of Prosopis cineraria, 1265 nucleotides long. RefSeq lists its product as uncharacterized. The coding region runs from base 494 to 1120 and encodes 208 amino acids. The record is from RefSeq and is a predicted model, not a curated record. The transcript has 7 exons. Lineage: Eukaryota; Viridiplantae; Streptophyta; Magnoliopsida; Fabales; Fabaceae.
GAAGUGACCUCCCAAGAAGAUGAAUAGUUUCCAAAAAUUCAAAUGAUUCGUUCGUGCGAGAAGUACUGAAAUCAUAGCGAUCCAGUCAUCGUCACGCGUGCAUGGAACGACAGAGGAUGCGCCACGUGGACAACUUUCACCGACUUCCUUGGCGUCUUGUUCCCUAACUCCGUUCAGUUCCCAACACUGCGCAACACAACAUUGCCGCACUCUCGUCUCUCAUUCAUUCUUCUACUUAUUUAGAAGGCCCGGUCAGCCGUUUUGGAUGUUCUGAACCCUAAACUGCGAUAGCGGCUCAGAUUCUUGCUGUGAUUUGAAUGCUUGAGAAGUCUGAGCAUUCGUCCCAUUUCGCGAUUUGGAGCUGCGAUUGAAGAGGUUGACUUCUUGUUAUGAUGAGCAUCUGGAUCCACACAUUGCUCUUCAAUUAUCGGAAUCAUCAUUUUUGUUUUAUUUUUCUCACCAUUAUCUCCUGCCAAUUGUAUCAGUACUCAAGAUGAGUACUCGUUCUGUUGGGGGGCAUGCUCUCAGAAGUUACCGACGAAGGAAGGCUGUUUUGGAUUUGGAUCUUAAUAGAGCUCCACCUGGUGAGAAUCGGGAACAAGAGGGACCUUCCAUUCCACCUGAACCCCAGCUAGUUCAAGCUGUCCAGCAACCACAAGUUGUACAGCCUAUUGAUGUGGAGGCCAUUGAUGAUGAUGUUAUAGAAUGCACAGCAAGAGCUUUUGCUGAAGCUAAAAACAAUUCAAGAAGGAAUCGUGGGAGGACUAUAGUUGAUGUGGAUUUUGAUCAGAGUCAUAUAGCUGAAAAUGCUCCCAAUUAUUGCGGAAGAGAUUCUUCUAGCCAAACAAUUCUCAAUACUGAUCAAUAUAUAAACUUGGAAGGCAGUGGCAGCUCUGAGUGGGGGAACGAUAAAAAGUCAUCUAAACCUCCAAUGGAGCCUGUCUUUAGCUGUCCAAUAUGUAUGGGCCCAUUUAUAGAGGAAGUGUCAACAAGGUGUGGUCAUAUAUUCUGUAAGAGUUGCAUUAAGGCUGCUAUAAGUGCACAGGGCAAAUGCCCUACAUGUAGGAAAAAGGUUACUGCAAAAGAGCUCAUAAGGGUGUUUCUACCAUCAACUAAUUGAAGUAAGACUGGAUUUAAGGAGAAUCAGGAGUGGAGGAAACCAAACAAUACUUUGGAGGGAUUUAAGUUACAGUGCAGUCUUCAUUGUGAUCUUAGUGGUAGUUGCAUUGGAAUUUGUCCAAUUUGCUGUUCGGCCUCUGGUGUAG